This is a messenger RNA of Hyaloperonospora brassicae, 993 nucleotides long. The record is from the annotation of a GenBank genome assembly. NCBI's taxonomy places the organism in Eukaryota, Oomycota, Peronosporomycetes, Peronosporales, Peronosporaceae.
AUGCGCAUCUACACGUUCGCACUCAUGGCUUCCACUUCGAGUCUGCUACGCGACACGGCCUCUUCCGGAACAGUCAACUCCUCGCUGACGAAAGGUAACCUCCCGGCUAAUGUGGAUUUCUCUGAUGGUGUCAACAAUAGCGGCCUUGCCGAGCAGCCGUUGGUGGUACGCGAAACCACGUCUGGGGAAGAGAGAGUAGGACCUCCGAUUCCUACAGCGUUUGAGUCAGCCGUCAAAGAUGCAGUGGCGAAACUGGUGACUGCGAUGCACUCACACAGUGAAAGUGUGGGCCAACUGGAUCGGCUCACCGUUUCUGUCAAGAAACACGUGCAGGCAUUGGAUGAGUACGCUGUCAUGCGCUAUCUCGCGGGUCGCUAUCCCGAAGGGCUAACUAAGGAAAGCAUCGAGCAUGUGCUUGACUCACGUUUCGCGGUACUCCCGUAUCUGGGCGGGUUUUCUCAAUUGCAAGGAUGGGUACACAGUCUCAUAACCGCUGUUCAGCUGACGGAACGUACCAAAUCGGCGGAGAAGCGAGCGAUGUGGCUGCAGAAUGGAAAGUCUCCCGGCCAGGUGUUCAAGGAACUGGCCAUCGCAGGCGAAUCUCCGGCGGAGAAACCUGGUCAAUUAACAAACCCGUUUGCAUCUCCAGACUUCCUCGUGCUGCGGACGUACGUCGAGCAGUUCAAGGGGAUGUAUGAUCCGGGCUAUACGCUGCUCGAUGCAUUCCUCGAAGGAUUUGAUGGCCCUGCUAAUCUCGCAGAAUUUUUGUCGACCGCCAAGCUCAGCCAAUUCAAAGGGAACGACGCGCUGGAUAUGCUCAUAGAUCUGCUGCAAUACUGGGUCAAACAUGGGAAGAAACCAGGUGAUAUUGCUGGAAUGCUGAGGGAGGGCGGCAAGGAAGCAGAAUCGCCCUGGUUCAAGGAAUUUUUGGCCGUAUACAAGGUGUAUUACAACGAGAAAUAUGGUGGUCCAUCGGCAUCGUCGCACGUCUAG